Aspergillus nidulans FGSC A4 is the source of this 1302-nucleotide messenger RNA. RefSeq lists its product as uncharacterized. The transcript has 5 exons. Gene Ontology annotation, molecular function: transmembrane transporter activity. Gene Ontology annotation, biological process: transmembrane transport. The record is from RefSeq and is a predicted model, not a curated record. The coding region runs from base 1 to 1302 and encodes 433 amino acids. Gene Ontology annotation, cellular component: membrane. Lineage: Eukaryota; Fungi; Ascomycota; Eurotiomycetes; Eurotiales; Aspergillaceae.
AUGUCGGCAACGGUGAAUUUGGAGCUGGCUUCUCUCGAAGAACGACGGAGGUUGUCAGGAGAGCCUGAGCAAGCAUGCGCGGCCAACGCGGAUAUCCCUGUUGCUCGAGCGAAGCAAAAAUGGAACGAUCCAUCUAUCAACAAGUGGCGCAUAGCAGCAGCUUUUGCCAGCUUCACAGUUGCCGGUGCCAGUGACGGCGUGUAUGGUAUACGCGAAGAUUUUGAGUUGUCCACCACGGUGGUCUCUUUGAUUUUUAUGACUCCAUUUGCCGGUUAUACAAUGGCGUCCAUCGCAGUGAAUAAGAUCCAUAUGACAUUUGGACAGCGAGGGAUUGCGACUAUUGGGCCGCUAUGCCAUCUGAUUCCUUUCAUCGUUAUGGCAUUCUUUCCGCGAUUUCCGGUACUGUUGGUGGCUUACGCCUUCGUUGGGCUCGCUAAUGGCCUACUUGACGCGGGCUGGAAUGCAUGGGUUGGCGACAUGGUGAGCGCCAGUACAUUGAUGGGGCUCAUGCAUGCAUGUUACGGGUUAGGAGCAACUAUAAGUCCAGCUAUCUCAACGGCGAUGAUCGACCAUGGUCUGAAGUGGUCUAGAUUCUACCUGACUCUAGUUGGCGGCUCUGCUCUGGAACUCAUCACCUGCGUGCCUUUGUUCUGGCCUGAAAAUGCGGAGCGGUUUAGGAUCAACAACCCCAGAGUGUCAGGCUCGACAAGGGACUCGCGAACGACUGAAGCCAUCAAGAAUCGGGUUACUUGGAUUCUCGCUUUCUUCCUCUUUGCUUAUAUGGGAGUAGAGGUGUCCGUUGGCGGUUGGAUUGUCGACUUCAUGAUGCAGGUUCGCGACGGCGGUGCUGUGGCCUCCGGUCUUGUCCCUACUGGGUUCUGGGCCGGCAUCACAAUUGGCCGGAUUGUGCUUGCUUUUGCAAAUGAGGCCUUUGGUGAGCGACUUGCCGUGAUCAUAUAUCUUGUCCUAGCUAUUGCCCUCGAACUGGUGUUUUGGCUCGUCCCCCACUUCGUUGUCUCCGCUGUGGCAGUAUCACUAAUCGGAUUCUUUACCGGCCCUCUCUUCCCUGCCGCAGUUACAGUAGCAGCGAAACUGCUCCCGAAGCAUUUACAUACCCCGAGUAUUGGCAUCGUCUCUGCUUUGGGGGGCAGUGGUGGCGCGAUACUACCCUUCGUCGCCGGUGCUAUCGCGCAGCCACAUGGUGUAUCCAGUUUGCAGCCUUUCGCGCUGGCUCUUCUUGUCACCAUAACCGGUCUCUGGCUGCUCUUACCCAGACAGCCCCGUCAUUCUCAUGAUAACUAA